AUGUUGCAUUUAAUCGAACGUUGGACACAAAAAGUCAUUGAAGAAUUUAAACAAAAUGAAGAGUAUUUUAAAAUAGUCUUAAAAAAGAAAUGGGAUAAAAAGGAAUUGAAAGGUAUUACAUUAGAUGCUAGUAAUUAUCAAACAAAAACAUUAUUUGAUAUUAUUAAAAAGUUAAAAGAAUCAGAUUUAAAUGAAAAACUUAACAUGUUAGCGAAAGAUGUUUUGCUAAAUGAUAGUAUUAAAGAUUCAAUUGAAUUAAAACUAAAAACAGCGGAUUUAAUUGAUGAAUCAUUACAAACAAUUAUGCUUAUUGAAAAAGUUCAUCAAUAUUCUAAUGAUAAUCGUCCUGCUAACGUCAAAAUAAUACCACCCAAAAAUACAAAAGUUAGUAGUAGCAAUACAGAUACAUCAGCGUCAUUCUCGGAUGAUGAAAAUUUC
This is a messenger RNA of Didymodactylos carnosus, 438 nucleotides long. The record is from the annotation of a GenBank genome assembly. NCBI's taxonomy places the organism in Eukaryota, Metazoa, Rotifera, Eurotatoria, Philodinida, Philodinidae.